GCAGAAAGGAUGCGAAACAAAAUUAACGGUGUUCCUGUAUAGUUAAUUGCAAUUCAUAAUACACUAUCAUGUCGUUUGCAAAAAUAGUGCUAUGUGCGUGUUUGUUGGCUGGAAUCUUUGGCCGUAGUCUUAGUUAUACAAUAAUUCAGCGCCAUGCCACUGAUCGCGAAAACUACAACACUGAAAGUGAACGAAUACUAGAUCACACACUUAGACAUCGAGCAUUGGCGUGGCCAGAUCCUCCUUCACACCAUGACUGGUCGCAACAGUUACUCAAUCUCUUCUAUCUGACCCAAGUAAUCGCCGUGUAUCGCAUUCCUUCCAAUCCACCAUCCAAUUUGGAUCACAUCAUCCAGCAGCUUCUAGAACCGAAUUUUCAGAGUUAUCUUCGUGGACUGCUACGCGAAACCGAUGGGUUCGAAGAUCUGACAAGCUUAGACCAAGAAUAUUCAACAGUAGCAGAUUCGCUACACAAGGAAUAUUUUGUCAAUGAUCAGCGACAGCUAAUACCGGCAAUUUAUAGAACACUGAGUGCAAUUCAUUUAGAAAACUGGAUCGAUGAAGGAUUCCGUUCCAGGUUGGAUAGCCUGAAAGAUGAAGUCAAUAGAUUAACCGUUGAUGUAGUUCGUGAAGAGCAAGACAUAAUUCGUCAGCUAACACUAAACCGAGUAACUACAGAGAAACCUUGGACGAUAAGCAACUUAUUGGCUACCAUUUUCGGAAAGCAGGGCGAAGUACCUUUCGAUGAAAAAUACGACGUAAUUACCGAGAAUGAUGAUGAGCAGUGGGAUUCGGACGACGUUGAAGAAUUAUGGGUUGUCAUCGACGACUCCAGCGAAGAGGAAUCUGACCCAGAAUGGUCGUAUGAAAACGUAGAAAACCCAGUAGAGUUACCAAGUGAGUGGGAAAACAACUUUGAUCCAAGCGUCGACAUUGUUAAUUAUGCUCUUCCCGAUGAGCCACCUCGACCAAUACCGAACGACCCUGUUGUUACAGAACCAUUUAGUUAUACAUAUUACAAUGUAUUAUACGAAACUACCACGGGUCUACCACGUUUUACGGUUCGACCAAUAGAACCGGUGACAGAUACUCUUCAUUACGGGAUUACAGAAUCAAAUAGUUAUACCUAUCAUGAUAUAGCGGUUCUGCCACCUUCGCAAAUACGACCAGUAGAACCAGUAACAGAGGUGCUGUUAGUUAAACCAAAUAUAACACUUAAUGAAACGUCUGCAUCCGUUGAGGUUGAAUUGGUGAACGUAACUAUUAUAAAUAAUUCUAGUUCAUUUGGCGGACCAAUCGAACCUGUAACAAAUGUUGUUCUGGUAAACACAACAGUAAAUCAAUCGACCACAUCAAUCCAGGUUGAUCCACAAUGGGAAGUCAUUCCUACUGCAACGGAAACGUUUAGUAAUGCUUACCAUAAGGUGCCAGAAACCAUUUCGGUUUCAUCACCGCCAAUAGAACCGGUGACUGAAGUGCUUGUAUUGAAGCCCAAUAUAACAGUUAACGAGUCAUCUGUAUCAGUUGAAAUUGAACCAGUGGUAAACGUAACUAUUGUGAACAACUCAAGCUCAAUAGUAGAAUCGAUAAUAGAAGCUACUGCAGUUCCAUCGAGUACUACGUAUGAUGAAUCAAACAUUUCCAUUCAAGUAAAACCCGUGGUGAAUGUAACAGUUGUAAACAAUACAAGUACUCAAUGGGGUGCUAACAAUCCUGUUGUUACGGAGUCACUUGGUUAUGCUAAUCAUAUUGCAGUUCAGGAAAGCAUUAUCAUUCCACCACCUUUAACAAUACGGCCAGUGGAACCAGAAACCGAAAUGCUUUUAGUUAAACCAAAUACUACAACAAAUGUGUCAUACAAAACCGUUGAUGUUGAGCCAGCUAUAAAUGUAACAAUUGCUAACAAUUCGUCGAUUCUGCCAGUGAUAGAACCCAUUCCAGUUGUACCAAGGACGCCAAACAACGAGUCAAUCGUGUCCGUGCAAGUAGAACCGGUGAUUAAUGUCACUAUUGCAAACAAUUCAAACAUUCAGUGGGGAGCACUAAAUCCGGAUAUUAUGAACUCGUUUGGUAAUACCUAUCAUAAUGUAAACAAAGGAUCAACCGUUGUUUUACCGCCCGCGACCGUUAUGCCGAUAGAACUGGUAACAGAAGCCAUUCAAGUUAGUUCGAAUAUUACAACAAAUAGAACAAUACAAUCUGUUGAUAGUGAGCCAGUAAUCAACGUGACAGUUGCCAACAAUUCAAAUAUUCUGAGGCCUGAGCAACCAGACUAUAAUAAAGACAAUAAUCCUGUUUCUACAAAACCAUCCUACCAUAACUACUAUGACGUUGUGCGAGAAACUACCACUGUUAUGCCGAUAAUAAAUGGUCUUCCAAUCAAUUCAACUAUAACGGUGAAUGAGUCAACCCUAUCCGUUCAUAUUGAGCCAACGAUCAACGUCACAGUAACAGAUAAUUCCACAACAAAGCCAGUACAAUUGGUGACAGGAGUUCAUUCGCCACAGUCUCUUGCAGCAGUAAAUGAGUCUUUAUUAUCCAUUAAUGUUGAGCCAGUAGUUAAUGUGACCAUUGCCAACAACUCGAAUACGCAGUGGGAAGAUCAACACAAGUACUCAUCCCACGUUAUUAACAUUACAACAGAAACCAGUACUGAGAAAACAGAAACAAGUGAAGUUUUCACAAAAAGUUGGCAAUAUGCUUCAAUUUCUCCAAAUGCUAACAAACCUCCGAUCAAAGUAGUAGAAUCGGGGGUUUUGAAUCCGCAACAGUGGUAUCCUAACAAACCGUACGGAUAUACAACACCGCCGGUUGUUAGCAUAAGCAGUCGCUACAAAUAUUCUACAAAACAUCCUAUUUUUAUGAAAAAUCCGGUAAACACCGGUGUUACUAUAACAAGGUUACCGGGACAAAAAUGGAGUCAAAGUGGCACCUACCAACCGUAUAAAUAUGACCAUGGUAUCAAGCAGGAUGAACAAAGACAACUCACACCGGAAAAGGAGGAUUCUGACAAUAUUCCUUUGGAAAAGUCUGAACACGGAAUACAGGAAUCCGAAAUUGUGCAUGAAUCAAUUGGAGAGACCACUGGCGGUGAUGGUUCCGAUGGUUUGAUAGAACUAGUCAAUAAAAAUGGAUUUUCGGACUAUGUUGACACGGGCAAUGAAGCAACGUUUGACGACCUGAUAAUGGAUCCAACUUUUGCCAUAAAUCAACCGGACGCCAUGUUUGAAUUUCUUCCGUUUAAUGAGUCUAUUGACCAAUUCGUUGACUCAAAUGUUCCCGAUGAAUACCAAGAGGAACUUGAAGUUAACAACUACAUUGCCCAAGAAGAGCCUGAGACUACUCCGCAGUCAGAGGUCGAAGAAAGCGAUAAAUUGGAGAAUUCGGUCAUCAAUGAUUUUAUCGACGAUUAUUUCUACACAGUGGAUAAGAACGAUAAUGCCUAUGCAUUUCCAAACCAUUACAACAAACCAGAUGUAGUGUUCGAGUCGGAAAAGUUACCCCAACCGAUCGAUGUAAGUCAACCGGCUGAUUUGAUAGAGCCUGCCGAGCCGAACAGCUCACACAUCGCAAAUCAGGUAAACGAAGAGAAAAGUGAUGAAAAACCCCAUUCAGAACCGUUCCCAGCGAAAAGUAGUCAAAGUCAGCCAAUGAUUGAAGAUGUUAAAAAGUACGAAACACAUCUGACCCCGAUCGUUAUACCAGCAAACACAGAAAUCGAUCCGGAUUCUAUUCCACUAUGGUUGCAGGAAAACUUUUCUUCAGACAAUCAAACAGAAACGAAAUAUGAAACUGAAAUUUCAGCAUCGCAGAUUCCUACCCAACUAAUUUCAUCCAAUGAACAAACGGUUUACAAUACUCAUUCAGAGCCAACGAAACCUACACGUUAUGCUGUCGAGGACACCAUUACUUCUAGCUCAGUUGAUGGCAAUCAAAAUGCAUUACUCUACAUCAAACAUGAUAUGAACAGUGUCCUCGCACAGCUAGACGAGCAAACCGAUUUCCGGUUACGGGAUCGCAUUUCCUCUUCAACCGUAGACGACUUCGUUGAGCAUUUAGGUCAUACAGACGUGAUGAAAUUGUUCGAUGGCAAUCGCAUUAAUCGUACUGCUGUACUGGAAUCACUGCAGAAGUUGGUACAGAACAAACAAUUCCCAGAUGGGAACCAAAUCGUACAAAUUUUAGAGCUGCUGAAACAAGGUGAGAUGCCAUUGCCAAAUGACGGGUACUUCGACAGACACUAUGGCGCCGAUGAAGAAUUAGAUCAGAUAGAACAGCCAUCUCAAAACAUUACCAGUCAGGAUGACACUGCUGAGAUCAAAGAAUUGGUUGAUGAGUUAGAAGCCUCUAUUGAACAGGAUGAAGAGUUACGAAUGAUCGAGUCAAAAUCUCUACCGACAGAAAAUCCCAAUUUGUAUGACGACGAACCAGAAGAUCGAAUGUUGAUAGAAAGUGAUGACGUUUUGAAUAAACUGGACUGGAAAACCAGGGAUGAAAGUGAAAUACUUUCGGAAGAAGUGAAGCUUUUGACAAAUAAUACUAAAAAUCCGGCUUCAAACAACUCGCAAAUCAAAACAAAUAGCUCCCCAUUCGGAGCAGACGAGUCGGAACCAAUCGACCACAAAAUAACACACGAAAGUAAAAAUUCAACAUUUGAAGCUCGUAAAGAGACAGAGGAAGAGGAAAACUAUGACGCAAAAGAGCUUUUCGAUGAGUUAGUGCCAACAACAGAAUUGCAAGAACUUCAACCUCUGACCAAUAACAGAAAAUCAAAACAAAUUUUAAUUGAUGAAAGACAAAAACUAAUCGAUGAGAAGAAUAAUUUCAAAAAUACUGACGAGAAUUGGAAACCCAAUGAUCAGUUUGAAUUGCUUGCGGACAAACUCGACUUGAUUGUGAAAAACAACACACUAACAACUGUAGAAGAUUCAAGCAGAAAUGAACAAGUAAAUACUUUUUCAACAUUAGAUUCUCUUUCAUCAGAGGCAAGUUCAGAUGAAACUCCAGCGAAUCUCAUCCAUAUGGUAACUGAAAACAUAAUCUUGAAAGAAGUCCAAGAUCAGACUCCGGACCAAACAUUAACGCAGCCAUUUCUCGAAGAGCUUCCCGAUGAAACGGAACAUUUGGCGAUGGUUCGAAUUAACUCUGCGGAAGAUGCAGUUACUGUAACCGAAAGUCUCCACACUAUGCAACCAGAUUUGAAGAGUUACUAAUUUAGUCAUUUGUGAUACAGACCUACUAGUUUUAAGAACAAUCGUACAAUAAAGACAAGUAUUAGCGCUCAAAACUAACUAAAUUACUU
Molecule: messenger RNA, 5302 nt
Organism: Malaya genurostris
Lineage: Eukaryota; Metazoa; Arthropoda; Insecta; Diptera; Culicidae
Exons: 4
Coding region: 69-5213 (1714 amino acids)
Source: RefSeq, a predicted model, not a curated record